Oncorhynchus nerka (sockeye salmon) is the source of this 1889-nucleotide messenger RNA. It is a transcript of the gene pthlha, whose product is annotated as parathyroid hormone-like hormone a. Lineage: Eukaryota; Metazoa; Chordata; Actinopteri; Salmoniformes; Salmonidae. Gene Ontology annotation, biological process: bone mineralization. Gene Ontology annotation, cellular component: extracellular region. Bases 234 to 896 code for a protein of 220 amino acids. The record is from RefSeq and is a predicted model, not a curated record. Gene Ontology annotation, molecular function: hormone activity. The transcript is spliced from 5 exons.
CAACCCUCUCAGUGGAUCACUUUGAGCUUUGGCUUUUAUUUCCAAUUGAGACGAUUUGGAAACAAAGAGUUGAGAAAAACCAUAAACCACCUGGAUUGACCUUUAACCACUCUUGGGUUUCUUCAUUUUACCCCCUCCAGCCUGGAACCUUGGAGAGAGUUCUCUCUCUUCUGGGGGGGUCGGAGGACGAGACUGACCAGACGUACAGCGGGACAACAGAGACUUGGUCCGAGAUGUUGUGGUCGAGGAGAGUCGUCCAGCAGUGGUGCUUCGCUGUGUUCUUACUGUGUUCCCCUGUUCCUCACUACGGACGGCCAAUCGAUGGGCUCGCCAACAGGAUGAAGCGCUCGGUGACCCACGCCCAGCUGAUGCACGAUAAGGGCCGGACGCUGCAGGAUUUCAAGCGUCGUAUGUGGCUCCAAGAGCUGCUGGAGGAGGUCCAUACGGCUGAGAUCAGGGAGCUGCCCGCCCGCCCGGUGGUCAGCAGCGGACUGGGGCUGGGACUACCGGGUGCCGGGGUAGGGGUCAGCCUGGGAUUGGGCACUACUGGGGGUACCCUGCACCCCCACCCCAAACCUCCAGGGGGCACCAAAAACCUUCCCAUUAACUUCCACAUGGAGGAGGAGGGAACCAACCUGCCGCAGGAGACCAACAAGUCCCAAACAUACAAAGACAAAGACGGGGCGCGGAGGGCCAAGGAAGGGAAGAAAAAGAAAGGGAGGAAUGGGAAGAGGAGGGAGGGGGAGAGGAGGGAGGGGGAGAGGAGGGAUGGGGGGGAGAAGAGGAAGAGGCGGGCGCGCUCACUGGGCUGGGCGCAGGAAGGGGAGGAGCCUGGGAAUGGGUACCACCUGGAGUGGCGAGGGCCCUUCUUCGGCCUGAGGGGGGCGCUGCACUAGAACACUGUCACACUCUGACUAAGAAACCCUAAGGACAUUCAGAUGAACACCCAGACACUCCUGCCGCAGGGUUCUGUGACAGUGACGGUUUUGGAAAAGUAAAAUAAGGAAAUAUUUAUUUUUCUGUAAAUAUUGUAAACGCACCAGACUAGUGAUAAUGACGAAGACAAUAAAAAUGACAGACGCUCGCUCUGCGGAGCGACAUAAUUUAAUAAUCGUGAAAUCCUUCCUGUUUCUGUUUUGUUUUGUUAGGACUAUGCCAAUUAUUAUUCAUGUCAGAUUUUGCUGUAAUUUAUUUCUGUUUGAAUCGUGUAUUUAUUUUGUAAAUGUAUCAAGGUGCUGCUGACCUAUAUUUUUGUACCAUAAUGCACUUUUAGAUUUAUAAAUAUAUAUAUAUAUAGAUAUAUAUAUAUAUAUAUAUACUUACAAGUAAUUUUGUUAAUUGACUUUUUGUGGUUGAUUGAAAUGAAGAAAACAUUGUUGGUCAUUCCUCCUUGUUAUCUAGGCUCCUCCUCUGCAUGGUUCUAUAAUGAUCACAUGACUCGUCUGUCCGCUCUGACUGGCCCACAGACGUCUAAUCUAGUUGGCUGUUGACCAGGGGCGUGUUCAAUAGGCACACUAUGGAAAAUGUUUCAAAAUAGGAAAUCCAAAAAAUUAGCAUUUCUAAUUGGACUAAAGUCCAGCUAGUCCCCUCCCCGUUCCAGAUGGUUCUCUUCAGUUCCAUACCUAACGAACACGACCCAGGACGACCCACGCAGCUGUCCUCAACCCCUGACCCCUAACCUCUGUACAUUGUGCUUCAACUCCCCCUCCGUCAGUUGGUCCACUGGGAACCACCUUGUCUUUCUCCUGUUAUGUUUCUGAAUGCUGUCCUAAGUUCAAAGUUCACACGGCCUGUACAUAACCUGAACACAAUGCAACAACUUCAUAUCGUUGUUUGGCACUUGCACUGAGAGACUACCCUGUAUUGAGUGGAUUAAACAUUUGACAGUA